Oncorhynchus keta (chum salmon) is the source of this 3283-nucleotide messenger RNA. It is a transcript of the gene arpp21, whose product is annotated as cAMP-regulated phosphoprotein, 21. The record is from RefSeq and is a predicted model, not a curated record. The transcript has 20 exons. Gene Ontology annotation, molecular function: nucleic acid binding. Bases 887 to 2902 code for a protein of 671 amino acids. Gene Ontology annotation, cellular component: cytoplasm. NCBI's taxonomy places the organism in Eukaryota, Metazoa, Chordata, Actinopteri, Salmoniformes, Salmonidae.
CGAUUCAAGAAUAACCUUGAUGGAGACCUGAAGACUUGUGUUAGCUCCCCACACUCAUAGGCAUAGCAUGCAUAGGCUUUAGGACUUCUGGUCCCCACAAGCAUAGUAAAAUCAAACACACACACACACACACACACACACACACACACUGACAGUUGUUGCAUUGUUGUGUCAGGUCUAUGUCUGUCUGUCUCUGUGAUAUGUUAAACUGUCCCUGAUGACUCAGCCAUAACGGCAGAGGACAAGGAUAUGAGGGGGGGGCGGGUCGCGACGUGUUAGAGUAAAUGUAUAAUUAUUUAAUUAUUACUGGAAUUGAUUUGGCCAAGUGCAAAUGGACUCUGUUCAUUGCGCUUUCUGCUUAGCAUCGGUGUAAAUUUGUCAACUGCGCGGUGGGAGGGAGAUGCCCGUGUGCUUCGCAGUUUGCCAGAUUUCUUUAAAUUAAGUUUUCCUGAAGAUCACCCCGCGACGCACACGAUGCGGCGCUGUAGUUCAGCCGCAGAUGACGCGCUGUCCCACUCGCGGAUGUCAUCAAAUGGAGUCAAGCUAACCACAAGUUCUGACAGCUCGUCAUGAAACGCAAAUACAGCGAUGAGUUUCUCUCUCUUGGUUUCAUACAAACUUUGAGAAAUAACGAGGUGCGCCCACAAUGUGUUUUGUGCGGGGAAGUGCUUAGUAAUGAGUCUCUCAAAACAAACAAAUUAAAAACGACAGGUCCUGACCAAACAUACACAGCAUGACAGUAAAACCCAGGGAGAUCUUUCAGAGCAGGGCUGAAUGCUUCAGGUAACAGUGCCUCGACAGUGGAAAAAUAAAUAGCCAAGAGGGGGAGUGAAGCAGAGAAGCAAAUGAGAGAUUAAAAGGGAGUAAGAAAACCUCUAGCUGUUCUAUGCAAACGUUCGUUACCCACCACGAAGCCACAAUGAGACAGUUUUCAGAGAGGAUGUCUGAAGCGAUCGUCCCAGAAUCCUCAGGGCUGAGGUCAUGUAAUGAGUUAUGCCCCUCCGUUCUGCCAUCCUCACCCUCCCUUGCCACAGAGGAUGAGUGUCACCAUGACAACAGAAAGGUGGAGCAGCAGAAACCUGUCAGUAACCAGGGGCAACCAGCCAGGAAGAGAACCAAGGCCAAAGGCAGGUUGGUGAGGAGCAUGGCUGUGUGUGAGGAGUCAUUCCCACCAUCCCCUCCUGACACCACCCAAGACAGCCAGAGCUCUGUUGAAGUCACCAUGCUGCCAGGUUGCCAUGACAACGAGGAGGAAGAGCAGAGCAAAGAGCCAAAUGUGCCCACGCUAAUUAUCUCAGACACCAGUCAGGAAUACACAGACUCUACUGGGAUUGACCUGCACCAGUUUAUCAUCACCACCCUGAACAGCAAUCCCAGAGACAGGAUGAUGCUGUUGAAACUGGAGCAGGACAUGAUCGACUUCAUCACAGACAACGGUCCUUAUAAGAAAUUCCCUCACAUGUCUUCCUACCAUCGUAUGUUGGUCCACCGGGUAGCAGCCUACUUUGGCAUGGAACACAAUGUGGACCAGACUGGCAAAUCUGUCAUCAUCAAUAGCACCAGUAACACACGCAUACCAGAGCAGAGGUUUAUGGACUAUGUCCAGGAGGAGAGAGGAGAGGAGACUCAGUGGAGAACCAUACUGAAGAGAGACAACGCAGAAGACAACCAGGCGAGGCUCCACCCACUACGCGAGGAGAGGCGGAGCAAAUCAAUGGAAGAGAGAGAGGAGGAGUACCAGAGAGCUAGAGAAAGGAUAUUCAACCAGGAGCCUGCCUGUCCCCAGGAGACCAGGUCUAUAGAGGAUGGUAGCCCCCAUGCUGCGACCCAGAGAAGGCAGCUCUUUAGGGGUACCAGGGGUAACUCGGGCUCAAGCCGACAGAGCAGCACGGAGACUGACUAUAGUCGCUAUAGUAACUGGAGCAGCACUGACUCAGGUCGCUAUAGCAACGACCCCCGACCCUGGAGCAGCACAGACUCAGACUCUGCCUAUCAGAGGCCAAACCCCGCCCCCAAGGCCCGACCAGCCAAUCACAGCUGGGACGCACGAGAUGACCAUGCCCCCACCACAGGCUCCAACUACCUCACGGUGCCCAUGGAGAACGGGAUUCCACCAGGAAGUAUAUUACUGAACCCACAUACAGGCCAGCCCUUCUUGAACCCAGACGGAAGUCCUGCCAUCUACAACCCCCCCGACCCCCAGCAGCCAACAAGAAGCCAGCCUCAGCAGCAGGCCCCUCUGCCGCAGCAGCCAAUGGCUGGCCACACAGUCCCUCAGGUGGUUCAAUAUUCGUCCGUCUCUUAUCCUCCCCAGCAGUUGCAAUACUCUACGAGCGAGGACCUGUCGUCUCAGUUUGGUCACGUUACUGUGAGCUGUCAGCCAUUGGGGGAAGCUCCGUCUCUAUACCCUCCCUUAGCCUCUCCCACACAGAGUUAUGUCUAUACCGCCCCUCCCCCUCCUCACAACCCCCCCAGCUACUGCCAACCCCCUCCAACUCAGGUGCCUGUGUAUUACUACUCUACUACUCAGUAUCCUACCUCAGCACCCCAAAGACCUGCCACACCUACCCAGGCCAUACAGCCUACAGGUUACUCUCCUGUCGUAGCCAAUCAGCAGCAAACCUACCAGGGGAUGAUGAGUUUGCAGCUGCCUCAGAGCCAAGCCCAAAGAUUGCUGGGUUCUUAUCCACCUGGCUCCUCCCACCCAUGCGGUGUAACACAGGGUGGUGUGGGGGUAUCGUACCCCCAGACUGGUCUCAUGUCGCGGGGUGAGGGGGGUUACUGCUGCAUGGUAUCUCCAACCUGUCCCCCUGGUCCCAUACCCCCUCCCCCUCUACACACCGGCUGCCAUGCCUCCAGCUGUAGCAACAUCAGCAGCCAGGGGUGGGCAGGAAAAUACUAACACGCCCCCACCCAACCUAAACGUACAUAACCCCCACCCAACCUAAACUUACAUAACCCCCACACAUGCCCCCACCCAACCUAAUCUUACAUAACCCCCACACAUACACACACUUGACCUCCCUUCCCCCCACCUCUACUUGCACAACCCCACCGGACUGUGUUGAUUGAGAUGCAACCAGUGUUCAAGCUGUUACACACACACAGUAUACCACAGGCAAUGUAUUGUGCCAAAGCUGUAUCAGAGGUACUGUACUGAUUUAAAAGCAUCAUUUAUAUACUCCAGUUGAGUUUUGUAUGGAUAUGAAAUGAUUAUAUAUAUGUAUUGUAGUGUUUGAGCAGAAUAAACUGAUGUGGCUGCUUUGACAGGUCACCUUUCUAA